Panthera uncia (snow leopard) is the source of this 811-nucleotide messenger RNA. RefSeq names its product interleukin 24 (gene IL24). The record is from RefSeq and is a predicted model, not a curated record. NCBI's taxonomy places the organism in Eukaryota, Metazoa, Chordata, Mammalia, Carnivora, Felidae. The transcript has 5 exons. The coding region runs from base 173 to 811 and encodes 212 amino acids.
GAGACCAGAGGGUACGAGAUGGAGGGACAGAAAGACCCUCGCCCCACCCCAGCGCACAGCAAGGCUACAUGUUUAGAAUAUUCUAACACUAGGAACUUACCCUGGUCUCAGAUUUCACAUCUGUGUGUCCCCGAAGCUGGCUAAGGUAGAGCCAAGGGGCAUUACUCUGGGAAUGCCGCUGCUGGGCAGAAGUCCUUCCUCAGUGGGAUGCCUCCCUUUCUUCCAGCAGGAUCCACACCUGGUCCUUCCUUCCCUGCAGAUGGGCUUUCCAGUGCUGAGGACUUCCCUCCUCUGCCUGAGUCUGAUCCUACAUCUUUGGAGCCAGGGGCCAGGCAUCCAGGGCCAAGAGUUCCAAUUCGGACCCUGCCGGGUGGAGGGAGUCGUCCUCCAGGAACUGUGGGAGGCCUUCUGGGCCAUGAAGGACAUUGUGCAAGCUAAGGAUAACAUCACGAAUGUCCGGCUACUACGGAAGGAGGUUCUGCAUAACGUCUCGAACGCUGAGAGCUGUUACCUUAUCCGUGCCCUGCUGAAGUUCUACUUGAAUACCGUUUUCAAAAACUACCAGGAUAAGGCAGCUGACUUCAGGGUCCGGAAGUCAUUCUCCACUCUGGCCAACAACUUCAUUGUCAUCGUGUCAAAACUACAGCCCAGUCAGGAAAAUGAGAUGUUUUCUGUCAGUGACAGUGCACGCAGGCGGUUUCUGCUGUUCCAGAGAGCGUUUAAACAGUUGGACAUAGAAGCGGCCCAGACCAAAGCCUUUGGAGAAGUGGACAUUCUCUUGACCUGGAUGGAAAAAUUCUACCAGCUCUGA